Messenger RNA from Ziziphus jujuba (common jujube), 4770 nucleotides. RefSeq lists its product as uncharacterized. The record is from RefSeq and is a predicted model, not a curated record. NCBI's taxonomy places the organism in Eukaryota, Viridiplantae, Streptophyta, Magnoliopsida, Rosales, Rhamnaceae. Bases 421 to 4500 code for a protein of 1359 amino acids. The transcript has 16 exons.
AAAAUUCGACAGCCAAAAUCUCUUCGUUCACCUUAGCCAUGCCAAAGGAUCCUAAAUGCCGGAAACCAGUCUGAAGCUGGAGCCCAUUUGGGUGUUAUUGGGCCGAAGCAUUUGAAAAAGUAGGAGACAUGGUGAAAUGGUUUUGAAUUGUAAAAUAAAUCAUUUCCCUCCACAAGGACACAGAGAGAGAGAGAGAGAGAGAAACAGAGCUCUUCGCUCCAGAGUCUAGAGAGAGAUAAUCAGCCACUCCCUCUUAACGCUUCCUCUCUCUCUCUCUUCUUUUUUUUCUUUUUUCUUUUUUUUUUUUUAGAUUUUUUCCUGAAAGAUGGUCUUCUGCAAAACCCUAAUUUCGGCCAAUUUACAGAAGGUGAGUCUGUUUGUGUGAAAGAAGAAGGGCUGUUAGUUCAAAAUUUUCCGAAAAUGGCGUCGAACAUCCCCGAAGAGCGGCCGAACAACACCGAGAGUGGAGAAACCCUGGCCGGACGUAUGAACAACAAGAAGCGCUCUCGUCGAGUGAGCUUUGCCGACACCGAGAUCACCUCCGUUCACAUUUUCAACCCCGACGACGACGACGACUCCUACGACACUCCUCCCAACUCCAAACGAACCUCCUCCCGGAUUCACAAUGCUGCCGAUUUGGAGACCGACGCUCCUGUCGUUGGGUUUUUCAAGGACUUGACUGGCGGUGAUAGCGAAGACUCCGGCGACGAUGAUGAUGAACGAAUUGUCGACGCCAGGAAGUCCUUCCUCAGACCAUUGGGCUCCCCCUCUCCUGGAAGCAGUACCGUCGGCUCUGUCACCUCCAACGACGAAGACAACUUUUUUGGUCCUGUGUCAGCAAGUUUCAUUAGACCUGAACAGCUAUUUGAUUCAGCUGCCUCAUGUGAAAAUUAUGAAGAUACAAUGGAUACCACAGCAUUUUCAAUGCAUUACCGCAGUCUUGUGAGGUCGGAGUCCGGAGAAGAACCCAAAACUCCAACAGCAGUUUCCUUUGCCUUUGGAGAGAAGACACCAAAAACACCACCCAAGGUUACUAAUCCAAUUGAUUCAGGAGGAAGCUUUAUGGAAAUAACAGAACCCAAGAAGUUAAUUUCUCCCUUUUUGGUGCCUGUUGGAAAGGCUAGAGAUGUUGAAGAUUCCAAUGACAUGAGUAUUGUGGAGGAAAACCCGAAUAGGUUUGACUACGGGAGGCUAUCCCCCACAACAGAAGCACUUUUGGCUUCUUCUUCUUCCUACCAAAAUGAGACUGGCCACGUGGGUCAAACAAAUGGUAGAGAUUCAGAAUUGGGUAAUUCUGCUAGUCACGAGAAGUCUGCUGAGGCUGCUUCUGUAGAUGGUGUCGAAUUGAAUCGAGCAAAUGGUGAUUGUCUCGUUCGGAAUGUUGAUGAUUGCUUAUCUGACAACAAUUGUGAUCUAGCUGCUGCUGCUUCUAUUGAUUGCCAAAUACAGAGCCCCAGUCGAUUAACUAGAAAGAACAAGGAAUUGCCUAAAGACUGGUCUGAACAGGGCAUAUCAAAAUUGGAGUUCGCUAAUGUUAACAGUGGUACCAUACAAAAUAUGGAUAUUAAAGAUCUUCAAUCUGAUGUAUGUGCGCAGCAUGAACCUGCAUGCCAACAUUUGAGUGAAGGCUCAAUAAGAGGGAACUCUCCCAUUGAAGGAAAACAUCUAUCCGAUAUUGAUCAGAAUUUCGCUCAACGAUAUGCAUCUCCAUUAGAAGGUUCCAGUCUCUCAUUAUCUACUAGAGGACGGCAAUCAAUCAUGACUCCUAACUCAGCCAGAUAUUUGGGCAUAAUUUCUUCCUCAAUACAUACAGGUAUUGUUUCAAGUAAUGAAGUCACAAAAGCUGCUGAGAGUAUUUCAUCUAUUCAGAAAAGCAUUUCUAGGUUCAGAAUUCCAAACUCUUCACCUCCCAAUUCCAGUCUCAAAGAAGGAAUCGAUAAAUUGAAACGCAGAUUGUCUAAUUACUCAUCUAUGGCUUCUCCCUUCACCCCUGAUCGAACUGACAAUAGCACAGAUCUUAAGUCCAAAUAUGUUAGUGCUUUGGUUGCUAGUUCAGAGGAAAAAUUGCAUAGGGCUGAUUUGAAGAAUGGGGAAUAUAAAAUGUUGGUUAACAUCGAUAACAAUGGAAUUGAGACCCCAAAAAACACUGGCAAACUGGCCCCGGAUGAAGCAAUAACAGGUCUUGAAAAUGAUGGAGAGCCUGCAAAUUAUAUGUUGAUGGAUAUACAUUCCAAAGAUAAAGCUACUAAACUAGUGGCAGGAAUAGGUUCACCCUCUAACAUGGCACUGUCAGGAACUGAAGUGAAGCAGGAUAUCUUAAUCUCAGAGAUAUCCCCAAAAAGGACAUUGGUGAUGUCUGGAACUCGUUCCUUAUUGUUAAAUGAUGGAGAAACUAAGCUUCAGCGUCACCAAAUUGAAUCUGAAACCUUUCGAAUUGCACAGACCCCUUCUAGGGAUACAACAAUCUUGAAUUUUCAGUUUGAAAGCUCAGAAGAGCACCAUAAAACUGGAGCUAGCCCACUGCUAUCCGUGUCCUCUAUCUCCGGAAGUACAUCUGAACCAUCCCCUCUGAAGAGCCCAUCCAAUAAAGGGUCAACUUGGAGUUCUCCCAGGAAAGUGCCAACUCGAAGGUCCUCAAGGAAUAGUUCUGACCAGAAGGCUAUGAGGCAGGAGCCAACUCCAAGUUCCCCCAUGAAGGGACCAACUCAGAGUCCCUCGACGAAAGAACCAACUCAGAGAUCCUCCAAGAAAGAGGCAAGUUGGAGUGCCCCUAGGAAAGAGCAAUCUCAAAGUCCUUGCAAGAGAGAGCUAACUUGGAGUUCUCUCAUGAAUGAGCUGCCUCAAUUUCCCUCCAUAAAAGAGCCAGCUCAAAAGUGCCCCAGGAAAGAAUUAAUGAAGGGCCUUUCCAGACUGGAAACAUCCAGUCCAGCACAGAGUGACAUUGUGCAAUCCUUUGUUGGGAAAGAUAUAGUAUCUCCCCACUCCAAUUCAAAUGUUUUUGGUAAUGAUGGUUGUGAUCAGGAGCUUCAUAUAUCUCAUAGUCCUUUUGUUACACGAGAUUUAGAGAUCUCCUCACAGAAGAGAAGCAUUGGAGUUGGUUUUGAUGAUGGAAACCAUGCAGACAAUAUUCCCAGCAUCCAGAGAAGUCCAGAUGUUCACAGAAAUGGAAAUUAUGAUUCUGCGCAUUUGUUACAUCACUCUGAUAGAAUUGAUAGUGAAAGGGAGAAGAUUGAAGAUGAUAGAACACUGACAAACUGGUCGGAUUUUUUGGUUAAAUUCUCCAGGGACACAAGGCAGUUACUUUCUCCAUCAAUAGACAAGCUAAACUUAAGAACAAUUAGUGUAUUGGAGGAUACUUUGGUUCACUUGCUGAAGGCUAGAAAAUAUGAGAUUAUUAGUUCUGAAAUCCAGUCUCAGAAAGUUACUGGCUGCUUCAACAUUAGGCAGAAAAGGAUAGUUGAAGCAAAAUUUUUGUUGUCCAAAAUAGCGUAUGAAACGGCUAAACUGCAGUUAAUGUGUGCAAAACGUGAGAAAUUGCUGAAAAGGACACAGCUUUUAAGCUCUGGAAUUCAGGAGUGUCAAAGGUUGCAGUUGAAUUAUAUUCAACAAAAGUCUGAAAGUGGUAGAAAAGGCACUCCUCUUCAGUCUCAUUCAGUUAAUUUUGAGGGUGAAAAUCAGGUGGUGUGCAAUAAUAUUAGCACAAUGAAGAAGGAGAUUAAAGUUUUAGAUGCAAAAAUAAAGAGCUUGAGCAAUUUCUUUCACAGCUAUUGUAAGUUGAAAGGAGAACCAAGCAGUACCAAUACUGUUACAUUAGCCCAAGAUCAUGUCAAGACAAGAACAUGUGGCCGGAUUUUACGUCAGGAUUUACAGUUAUGGAAAGUUGAUGAUUUUAAGAGUAGGAAUGGUCAUUACACAAUUCUUCUCAACUAUCAGGGCUACCUCAGCCAAAGGUUUACAUUAAAGUUUGGUCCUGCAUCAAACAUUGUUGUCUCAAAUGAAUUGAAUGUUAUAAACAUUGUGAAGAACUUUCCAAACAUGGAUGCUCCGGUUGCAUUUGCUUUUGUGUUAAAUCCUGGCGCUGCUAAAAGAGGUGUUAGUUCAAAAUGUUUGGUGCAAGAAACACAGGUAAUCCGUUCUCUCCUAUGUAAUCUAUUUAACGUGGUUGAGGAGUUACAGAUGGCUCAGAUAGAGGUCGGGAAUUUAAUAGAGACAACAUUUCAUUGUCCAUCUGUUGAGCAGCUUGAUUUGCAGCUUUGUUUCGUCAAUUAUAAUAGUGGUAGAAAGGUCACUCUGACUCUUGAUGUAACAUGUUUGAAUAGAGGGAUUUAUCCUUCUGAGAUCCUUCCAUAUCAAGUGCAGGAUCCCACUGGUAGGGCACGAAAUUCUGAGUCACUCUUGGUUGAAAUAAAUUCUGCUGCUGAUAAUCUUGAAGCUGGGCUUUUGAGGAUAUUGAGGCUCGGUAGAUGUAUUUCCCAGGUCAUGCAACCUAAAAGCACGUAGAGUUUUCCAGGGGAAAGGUUAUUCACGCUGUUAACUAGGCUUUUUUAUUCUCUUUUUCUUUUCUUUUUUUUUUUUUUUUUCCCCAUCUUGUUUGUCGUUUGUUGUUUAGAUUGUACAAAUUUGGGCUUCCAGAAAGUUUAUUGUGGAAGCAAAACUAGUUUCGAGUAACAAAACAAGGUUAUGUUCUAAAAUCGUAGAAAAAAAGACCUUGACCCUCAUACGUCUUUGAAGAUUUGAAUGAAAUACUAAGUAUAGGUUAUAAUUGCUUUA